CCUCCCCGGGCUCGGUGCGGGGGGGCGCGCUCUUCGCGGGCUGCAACUGAUUAAAGGCUGCGUUGCUUCGUUGCUUCCUUCGCUUUCUCCGGAGACGAGGAGGGAGGGGUGCUGGGGGUUCUCCCCCGCCAUCUAUUUUGAACCUGUCCAGGUUGCGAUUUUGCAUUCUGAUUACUAUUAUUAGUUUGGGUUUUGUUUGUGUAGCAACAGCUAGACGCGGUGCCUCUCCCCCCACCCCGCACGCGCACACACACACACACACACACGCCGUUUAUUUAUUUGCAUUAUUAUUUUUCAAGCUGCUGGGGAAUCCAGAGGAUGGGACUUUCUCAUCCUCCCCCUCGCCCUGCUCCUUGGCAAGCCUUGCAGUUGCUCGCGUGGACUUUUCCUCUGGUGACAUUCGCUUCCUUCGCGGAUGAGACCUUAGAGAGAGCCUCCAAAUCCGAGGGAUAUUGCAGCCGGAUCCUGCGAGCCCAGGGCACGAGGCGGGAAGGCUACAACGAAUUCAGCCUGCGCGUGGAAGGCGAUCCGGAAUUCUACAAGCCCGGAAACAGUUACCGGGUGACACUUUCUGCUGCAACUCCAGCCUAUUUCCGUGGAUUCACACUGAUUGCUUUGAAAGAAGGCAAAGAGGGAGACAAAGAAGAAGACCAUGCGGGAACCUUUCAGAUUAUAGAUGAAGAAGAGACGCAGUUCAUGAGUAAUUGUCCUGUGGCAGUGACUGAGAGUACUCCCAGAAGAAGGACCCGCAUUCAGGUGUUUUGGACUGCCCCUCCUUUGGGCACAGGCUGUGUAAUAUUGAAAGCAAGUAUUGUGCAGAAACGCAUUAUUUAUUUUCAAGAUGAAGGGUCUCUAACCAAAAGGCUAUGCGAACAAGACUCAACCUUGGAGGGCGUGACCGAUAAGCCAAUUGUCGAUUGCUGUGCCUGUGGAACUGCAAAAUACAGGCUUACCUUCUAUGGAAACUGGUCAGAGAAAUCACACCCCAAAGAUUAUCCACGACGAGCCAACCACUGGUCUGCAAUCAUUGGCGGAUCUCAUUCAAAGCACUAUGUACUUUGGGAAUAUGGAGGAUAUGCGAGUGAGGGAGUUAAACAAGUUGCAGAGCUGGGAUCACCUGUGAAAAUGGAAGAAGAAAUUCGGCAACAGAGUGAUGAGGUUUUGACUGUCAUCAAAGCAAAAGCACAAUGGCCUGCCUGGCAACCACUAAACGUGAGAGCUGCUCCCUCUGCUGAAUUUUCUGUGGACAGAACACGCCAUCUGAUGUCUUUUCUUACCAUGCUAGGCCCCAGCCCUGACUGGAAUGUGGGCCUUUCCGCUGAAGACCUGUGUACCAAAGACUGCGGAUGGGUCCAGAAGGUCAUUCAGGAUCUGAUCCCAUGGGAUGCUGGCACUGACAGUGGAGUUACCUAUGAGUCGCCCAACAAACCAACAUUACCUCAAGAGAAGAUAAGACCUCUCACCAGCUUAGACCAUCCCCAGAGUCCUUUCUAUGACCCAGAAGGAGGCUCCAUUAAAUCAGUAGCCAGAAUUGUCAUUGAACGGAUUGCACGCAAGGGGGAACAGUGCAAUAUUGUUCCUGAUAAUGUGGAUGACAUUGUUGCUGAUCUUGCGGCUGAAGCUCCAGAAGAUGAAGAUGACACCCCAGAAACGUGCAUCUAUUCAAACUGGUCCCCAUGGUCGGCCUGUAGCUCUUCCACGUGUGAGAAGGGCAAGCGGAUGAGACAGAGAAUGCUCAAAGCUCAGCUUGAUCUCAGCGUGCCUUGUCCGGAUACUCAGGACUUUCAGCCGUGCAUGGGCCCCGGCUGUAGUGAUGAAGAUGGCUCCACGUGCAUGAUGUCUGAGUGGAUAACCUGGUCCCCCUGUAGUGUGUCCUGUGGCAUGGGGAUGCGAUCGAGGGAGAGAUACGUGAAGCAGUUCCCAGAGGAUGGCUCCAUGUGCAAAGUGCCCACGGAAGAAACGCAGAAAUGCACUGUCAACGAGGAGUGCUCCCCCAGCAGCUGCCUGGUGACGGAAUGGGGGGAGUGGGACGAGUGCAGUGCCAGCUGCGGGAUGGGGAUGAAGAAGAGGCACCGCAUGAUCAAGAUGACCCCCGCCGACGGGUCCAUGUGCAAAGCCGAGACCACGGAAGCAGAGAAAUGCAUGAUGCCCGAGUGCCAUACCAUUCCCUGUAUGCUGUCUCCCUGGUCUGAAUGGAGCGACUGCAGUGUUACAUGUGGGAAGGGGAUGAGGACCCGGCAGAGGAUGCUGAAAUCCGCAGCAGAGCUUGGGGACUGCAACGAGGAGUUGGAACAAGUGGAGAAAUGCAUGCUGCCAGAGUGCCCAAUUGACUGUGAGUUAACAGAGUGGUCUCAGUGGUCAGAAUGCAAUAAGUCUUGUGGCAAAGGUCAUAUGAUCAGGACAAGAAUGAUCAAAAUGGAACCCCAGUUUGGAGGAGCUCUAUGCCCAGAAACUGUACAACGCAAAAAAUGCCGAGUAAGGAAAUGCUUGAGAAACCCUAAUAUUGAGAAGAGGCGCUGGAAAGAGCCUCGUGAGAAAAGGAGAAGUGAACAACCCAAAGAAGAUGUGGAUGGUGAGCAAUUCCCAGGUUGUAAGAUGAAGCCAUGGACUGCUUGGUCAGAGUGCAGCAAACUGUGUGGAGGUGGAAUUCAAGACAGGUUCAUGACAGUCAAGAAGAGAUUCAAAAGCACUCAGUUUACCAGUUGCAAAGACAAGAAGGAAUUGAGAGCCUGCAAUGUUCAUCCUUGUUAGCAAAACUCGCGUCUUUCAAAUAAUGCACUCUGAGCUAAAUGUAAAAUCAACCUUGAUUUGAUUUUUUAAAAAAGAUAUAAAUUGUGUAUAUUAGUCUUCAUUUUUGCAGUGUGGUUUGCUUAUUAGACUUGCUGGUGCAAGAGAGAUAUUUUAUAAAUAUUUCCUCACAAUCACACGCUGAGAGCCUCUCCUUGAUGCUCCAGCUAGCCCUUAAUGCAUAAAACUAGUGAAAUUGUGAAAUCCUAUACCUUUGAAAUUAUAUACAUCUCUGUGUGGAAAAGACCAUAAUCAUAGAACUAUUCCCUGUAAAUACAUGGGGUGCAUGCAUAAAUGACAUUGCAAACUUAAAUGUUGACCAAGAUCCAGUUUCAAAAUACUCAAAGCAGUGCCUCUGUGAUUACACAACUGUGCCAAGGAAUUACUUCAAUAAUACUACAGGUGCAUAUUUAUCUUUUACCAUCACGGGUGUAAAAAUUGUAUUUAUAGCAAUCCUUUGACAAAUUUCCUUUUUCCUUCAUGAAAAUAUAAGGAAAACAAAAAAUAAAUCCACUUUCAAAAAGGAAAGCCAAUUCCAUAGAUGGCUAGCAGGGAUGGAAGAUCUUCUGCCUGCAGGUCACCCAUACAAAUUAGCCAGUGGGUUGCAUUUGAGAACACCUUUCAGACACUGUCGUAAAACUUUAUGCAAAGUGGUAUAGUGCAAGAAAACAUACCCACUUUAGAGGUUUCUGGUGGAUUUCAGAAGCUUCAGGGAAAACCAUUGGCUUCAAAGAGUUACAUAAAUGUUGGAUCCAGAUUUAGUUAUACUUAGAGUUGAUUCACUGAAAUCAACAUAAGUUAGUCAUGACUAACUCAAGUUCCAUUGAUUUCAGCAGAUCUACUCUAGCUUGGACUAAAUCUGAUUCCAAAGCAAUAUAAAUGCCACAACAGCAGGGGUGAGCUUGCCCAGUUCCAGAAAAUCAAUCCAUUUUUCUGCCUAGAAGGAAUAACAUUGGCAGAUUUUUCCAAGUCAGAAGUUAUAUUUGCAUCUUCUAGACCCAAUGCUUCCAUUUCAGUUCUCCAUCUCCUGGUAGAGAUAGUCAGUUGCUCCCUGAUUUGGCUCCCACAGCAUCCAUCCUAUUUUCGGUUCUCAUUUUCCUCUCAGAUUUCAAGCUAAGCCUUCCAUCUUAGCAAUUAUAGCUAUAAUAUUUGCAGAAAAUAGCCAUCUUGUAGGAACAGACAUGGUGGUGCUUUGUAUUAAAUAAGAUAAAAAAAUGCCAUGGUUAUUUGACAACAGAUAGAAAUGCAAAAGGUCGUAGCACCAUUGAAAAGAGUAUGGAGUUAAAUUGUAGAUCCUUAAAAGAUACUUACAGAUGGAGAUAAAAGCCCCUGAAUUCCUGUUUUCAAAUGUGUCCCUGACCUUGUUGUAUGUUGUUACAGAAAAGAAUCCUUGAUUUCAUCCUGUAUUAUCUCUCUUAGAAAACCCUUAGUCAAUAGCUGCAAGAGAAGCAAUCUGGGUCAUGGGUGAGAAAGUGGGCUCAAUUUUUAACUGGAGGGCAAGAAGGAUAAUGCACUUCUUCAUGUAUCCAGAAAAACUUUGGGAUCAACCAGUUGUGUUCACUGGGUUCAUGAUGCAAAAACCAGAAGAAAAGUUGAAGCCACUACCCAUUUUUACGCUAAUAGCCCUGAGUAUAUUUACUUGAAUAAUUUGUUUCUACCUUGACCUGCAAAGGCUUCAGAACAAAGGAAAGAUCAUAUUAGGAGAAGGUCAUAGAAAGAUUGUAAGGCAUAAUCUACCAAAUAAGUCUCACUGAAUAAAUAGGGGCCUAGAUCACUAGCAGUGUUUUGAUGUAUUGCAGCAAAUGACCCAAGUGAUUAUAUGCUGUGCGUGCAUUUCUGCACUGGGCCUGCCAGGUGAAUGCAUGACUGAUGGGGGCCCUGUGGCGUAGUCAUGCCACAGCAGCUCACUUUCUGAAAGGGCCGUGUCUGGCUGGGCUUCAGUGGGCUCAAGAUGGAUAGAGAAGGGUUCGGAUAUCUAAAUGCAGUGCCAUGUAAAAUAGAGCCAGUUUAAAACUGUAAUCAAGCCCUUCUUCCUCAGUCUCUUCAACUGCCCAGGCCAAACAUCCUCUCCAUUGUGUGGCCCUUUCCAAAAAGUGCUGGAUAUGAUUGAAGGCUUCCAAAAACCACAAUGGUAUUGUGCCAUGCCUUGGUUUCAGAGUGGAACAAAUUUUUAGGCUGUACCAUCAACCUAUCAGAGAGGGGCCUCAAACCACUGCAGAGAAAGGACUGUUUUCCUCUUAUUUCUACAGUCCCAAAAGAGUUCUCUUUGGCACAGGCCAUUGGUUGGCAACAGUGUUGUCUCCCUUUCAGGGCUGUAGCAACAGCAGCACUCUGUCCUUGGCAUCCUGUUGUAGGAGAAAUCAUCCUUUUUAUACAAAAAGUUUUAUACUGACUGCUGACUUUACAGAACUGCCUAUGGGAACAAUCACACAAAAUCGGCUUUUCUGCCACCAGUGUUUCCAACAUCAUGUUUAAUGCACUCAAGAUGCCAUUUUGAAAGAUUCCAUGAUAGCAUACAGAUUGAAACAUUAUAUCUAAGGCACAUUCCCACACAUAUUUAGAUAGAAAAAAUGCUACAUCUCCCAGCAUUUCCUAGUCAAGGAAGUCGUAGAGCAUUAUUCUGUCCAAACAUGCAUAGCAUUGUACCUGUGGUUUCAUAUCCAUGAAACUUUUCUGAGAAUGAUUCCACUCCUAGAUGGAAUCUAGGUUCUUGAUCACAGAAAAUGUAUGUGCUCGACUAACAUCACUUUUCUGUGUAUGAUCUGAUUAGGACUAAAUGUGAUUCAAAAUCUGUUCUUUUGAACUGUCCUUGGUUCUUUCCUUAAUAUGACUGUGCUCACCAAAUUAAAAUCUAAGGAAGCAGACUCUUUGGGGUUUAUUUGUUUUAGCUUUUUACCACAUCCUCCCAAGAUAGCACUAUAUUGCAUGUCAGAGCUCUUCUUUGGAUGUCAUUCAUUUAUCUUAGGUUUUAUCAUGUUGAAGCCAAGAUUCUCCACAGAAAAUUCCCUGUUGUCCCCAUAGAUCGGCAGCUCUUUUCCCUAAGGACUGCUGGUGAACGUGGCCUCUUCUUCCAUUUCACAUACUCGCCUUCCAAGUUCCCAUGAUCUUCCUUCUCAUGAGACACCAUCCUUCCCAACUUCAUAGCUAUUUCAGAUUGGUUUGUUGAAGGGCAUGUUCUCUCUACAUUUAUUGCAUAGCCCUGAAGGAGGGGAUUGGCAUGCAUCAUACUCAUUUCCCAUGAAAAUCUGCCACAAGCGAAAGAAGACCAGAGCUCAAGGAAGAUUCAGGAGUCCCUCAGGCUGCAAGGUGCUAGAAGGUACAGGGCAGGGAUGUCUAGAAAGAAUAAGCACACUUAGGAGUUUGCAUUUUUCUAUCCCAGGGUUUCGGAUAUUUAAGAAACAAUUAUGUUCUGCUUCAAUAAUUAUGUGUUAACGCAGUCAAAAAGCGCAUGAAAUAUGUAUGCUCUGGAAUAUUUCUAGUUGCAUUUAAGUGCAGAAAACAAACAUGUUGUGAAUUCUCUUAUCUUGUGCUUGAAUUAAAUUUUAGUAAUUGUCCAAGGAGAGUGUUGGCACCACCGAACUAAGGAAGAAUGUUUAGCCUGGUGGCAAUGGAGUUCAUCAAUCAUGUUUUGCUAUUUGCAAUAUUUGACUGACACCACAGUAUGGCUUCCAUUAAUUUCUUUAAUAUCUAACAGCAUUAUGGAUGGUUGAUUGACCUUUCAAAGGAUUGCUAUCAGAGAGCAUGAAAUAACUUGCUGAUGAAAACAAUGAAGUUGUUCCAUCCAACUCAAUCAACUUAUAACCCACUUGUCUGAGUUCACAGUGCCACAAUUAUUUUAAUUCGAUUAAUCAUCAUCAUCAUCAUAAUUGUAGUAGAAAUCUAACAAAAAAGCGAAAGGAAAGCAGAAAGGCUCCAAUCACUUUCAGUGGGUCUUUAGAUUUCAUAGAAACUUGCUCCAUUUGACUUAAUCACAUCUGAUACCAGCUAGACUGGCCCUGAAGGUUGAUUUUUCUGUUAAGCAAACAACCCCAAACAUGUUGUGGAAUACAUACAAUUAUUUUGUUCUUGCUGGAAACCUUAGUAAUGUAACAUUUGCUGCACAUUAUCAACAAAACACACUUGUUAUCUUACACAAUAAUUCAUGCCUGUUGCACACUCUGAACCAAAAGCACAGGUAUAGCUCUAGGAAUUUUAUACACUUAACAUUUAUUAACAUUCCAUGUAUUUUCUUUUUUCUUCUUCUUCUUUCUACAUAAUCUGUAGAAACUUUACAAGCAAUGAAACAGAAACGUUAGGGAGCUUCUAUGUACAGUAGGUUUUAAUAAAAGCAACUUGGUUUUUUUAAAAAACAAAAAGCACCCUUCUUUGUUUUUAGGUUUUCUUUGUUAUUUUUUGGUUCAAUAUGGAAUUUCUGAGAAAGCUGUCAUGGAUAUAUUUCUUACCAAAGUCUUGUGUAGAUGUUUUGUAUGUAGUUGUCUGGCUAACACAUUAUUAUUUUGGAAUAAAGACAUCUUUACUAUGAAAACAA
This is a messenger RNA of Varanus komodoensis (Komodo dragon), 7315 nucleotides long. It is a transcript of the gene SPON1, whose product is annotated as spondin 1. The coding region runs from base 319 to 2751 and encodes 810 amino acids. Gene Ontology annotation, cellular component: extracellular matrix. The record is from RefSeq and is a predicted model, not a curated record. NCBI's taxonomy places the organism in Eukaryota, Metazoa, Chordata, Lepidosauria, Squamata, Varanidae. The transcript has 16 exons. Gene Ontology annotation, biological process: cell adhesion.